AUGGCUAGCAAGAACGCCUUGGUCAUUGGUGCCAAUCGAGGCAUUGGCCUCAAUAUCCUCAAGGCACUGGCAGGUAGUUCCUGGAACGUCACCGGCUCGAUCAGGCCUCAGAGCGCGACAGACCCAAGCGUGGAAGAUUUGAAGGCCACAGGUGCCAGGAUUCUCAAGAUCGAUUACCUUGAUGAGGGAACAAUCAAGACAGCUGCUCAAGAGUAUGGAGACGAGCCACUCGACCUCCUGGUCAACGUGGGAGGCCUUCCACCCCAUCCCAAGGCUUGGCAAGAGCAAACAAACGACGCCAUAGUGGAAAAGUUCCGGGUGAUGGCCGUGGGCCCGUUCCUCGCUACCAAACACUUCCUCCCGAGCUUGGAGAAGGCCGCUGAGCCAAAGGUCGUCAACAUCUCGUCAUCCUUCGGGUCGAUCAGUACCAACACCCUCGGUACGUGCAUGGCAUACCGUACUGCCAAAGCCGCUCUCAAUCAGAACUCAGUCACGCUGGCACGGGAAUGGGAAAAGGAGGGCCGCAAGGUCACUAUUGUGUGCAUGGAGCCGGGAUUCUUGUCCACGCGCCUGACUGAAUGGGAUGGGGAAGAUGACAUGGAAACGUGCAUCGCCGGCAUCAUGAAUGUUAUUGAUGGGAUUACUCAUAAAGAUAACGGAGCAUUCUUGAAGUGGGACGGAAGCUCCAUUCCUUUCUAG
This is a messenger RNA of Thyridium curvatum, 699 nucleotides long. RefSeq lists its product as uncharacterized. Bases 1 to 699 code for a protein of 232 amino acids. Lineage: Eukaryota; Fungi; Ascomycota; Sordariomycetes; Thyridiales; Thyridiaceae. The record is from RefSeq and is a predicted model, not a curated record. Gene Ontology annotation, molecular function: oxidoreductase activity, acting on the CH-OH group of donors, NAD or NADP as acceptor. The transcript is spliced from 6 exons.